Molecule: messenger RNA, 574 nt
Organism: Amphimedon queenslandica
Lineage: Eukaryota; Metazoa; Porifera; Demospongiae; Haplosclerida; Niphatidae
Product: riboflavin kinase-like
Exons: 4
Coding region: 40-486 (148 amino acids)
Biological process (GO): FMN biosynthetic process; riboflavin biosynthetic process
Cellular component (GO): mitochondrion
Molecular function (GO): riboflavin kinase activity
Source: RefSeq, a predicted model, not a curated record
UCCCAGCAAUUGAAAUAAUCUGCUUCUAAAAAUCUUAAAAUGGAGCCAGAUGGUUCUCUUCCCUAUUUCACCAGAGGGACAGUAGUAAGAGGCUUUGGAAGAGGAAGCAAAGACCUGGGAAUACCAACAGCAAAUUAUCCAGAAGAAGUGGUUGAGAGACUACCCCUUGAUAUUAAAUGUGGUGUGUACUACGGAUGGGCUAAAGUAGACAAUGGCCCAGUCCAUAAGAUGGUAAUGAGUAUCGGCUGGAAUCCACAAUACCAGAACACUAAGAAGAGCAUGGAGACUCAUAUAUUGCAUGAUUUUCCUGAGGAUUUCUAUGGAGCCGAUCUACAGGUUUGCAUAACUGGUUUCAUCAGAGACGAAAUGAAAUUCAAAUCAUUAGAUGAAUUAAUUUCAGCCAUUAAAAGUGACAUUAACAUUGCACAAGAGAAGCUAUCACUGGAUAAUAAAGAAAAGGAAGAAUUAUCGAAUCAUUUCAAUUAAUUUUUUUUAUCAAUUAUUAUUAUUUUAUUUAUUUAUUUCUAGUAUGUAUAACUUCAUGACAAUACAACAGAUUAAUAAUUAUAUUUAA